AUGCGCGGACCGAUGCGCGGCCUCGCGCUGCUGCUCGCGGUCCGCGCCGCAGCGGCGGCCGGUGCGGGCGGCGGCGCGCUCGUGCUCGUGACCGUCGACGACGCCAUCCUGCCGCUGCGCCUGUCCCUCGACCGCGUGGAGGCCGACGCGGCGAGCGCCGUGACCAAAUUCGGCCUGGACGCGCGCGGCGUGGGCGCCUGCGCGACGGGCGACGCCGCGUGCGUCGCCGCGGCGCUCGUCCGCGAGGCGCGGACGCCCGCGCGCGCGGUGGCGUGCUCCCUCGACGCGCGCGGUACCGUCGCGGCCGACCGGCGCCGCGUCGACGUCGCGCUGGCCGUGGCGCGCGCCGGCGGCGCCAACGCGUCGGCGCCGUGGGCCGGCCGGCUCUUCGUCGACUACGGCGUCGGCGGCGACGCCUUCGCGGGCUGGGUCGACGUCUCGGCGGCGGAAGGCGGCGUCGUGAGCCUCUGGCUCCCCGGCCGCGGCGCGCGGGACCCGGGCGCGCUCGCCGCGACCUUCGCGGGCGUCGCCGACUGCGACGGCGCCACGUGGCUCCACGCGGCCCUCGCGCUCGACCUGCCCGGCGACGCCGACGGCGCGCCGCCGGGCGACGCGCGCGAGGUCGUCGGACAAAACAUGCACGGCGCGGUCGUCGUCGCGCGGCACCCGAACCUGGAAGGCGGCCGGGACACGCCCGUGCGCCUGCGGCUGCCGGCGACGCGCGGCGACGUGUACCGCGAGGCGCUCGCGGCCGUGGACCGCUUCGGCCUGGCGUCGGUCGCGGCCGGCGGCUGCGCGGCGGCCGACCGCGCGUGCUUCGCGCGGCGGCUCCUCGCGGAGGCGGAGCGGCCCAUCGAGGCGCCGCGGUGCCGCCUCCAUUUCGACCGGCCGCGCGACGGCGAGGUCCUCGUGCUGGGCCACAUCGACAUGGAGCUGAGCGUCGAGGUCGAGGCCGACGGCGCCUGGUCGCGCGCGGGCCGCUUCGCGGGGCGGCUCUUCCUCGACGCGUGGCCCAGCGACCCGGGCACGGCGCUCUUCACCAUGCCCCCGCUCCGCCAGUGGCUCGACCUCGAGCCGGAGCACGAGUCCUACUUCUCCGUCAAGCUCGCGCCGCCGCGGCGGAGGCCCGGCGGCGGCGGCACGACCGCGCCGCGCGUCUCGGGGACCGUGGACGUCAACGUCGUCGCCUACGGCAGCGUCGCGGGCUUCUGCGAGCCGACGUACCUCCACGGGACGACGCGCGUCACCUACCGGCCCUUCCACGAGCCCUCGCCGCCCGCGCCCGUCCUCGACCGCGCGGCGCUCGCCGCGCGGCCGGACCCGCGCGCGGAGCUCGGGCUGACCUGCGCCUACGCGACGAUCCUCUACGACACGUCCGAGGACACGGGCUACGCCCACGGCCUGCUGGCGCUGCGGCGGUCGCUCGUCGAGGCCGGCGCGGCCGACCCGCUCUACGCGCUUCUCGGGGACGGCGUCGACGCGCGGACGCGCGCCGCGCUGCGGGCGACGGGCGUGCGCCCGGUGAACGUCUCGCGCGCGGCGCCGGGCGAGGAGUCGUCGGCGCUCCCGGCGCUCGGCCUGGGCCAGUGGGCGAAGCUCCAGCUCUGGAAGCUGCCCGCGGACCGCGUGUUGUACUUGGACGCGGACGUCGUCGUCCUGCGCAACAUCGACGAGCUCUUCGCCGCGCUCGAACGGCGCGGCGGGCCGCCGGCGCCUUUGGCCGCCGUCGACGACUACUUCUCCGGGGGCGUGCUCUUCCUCGCGCCGAACGCCGCCGAAGAGACGGCGUUCGCGGACACGCUGGCGCUGGACUCCGGGCGCUACGUCUACGGCGAGCAGGACUUUUUGAACGUCCACUUCGGCGGCGCGCACGCGCGACUCGGCUCGGAGUACAAGUGCCUCGCCAAGGACGUCCCGGAGAAUCGCAGCGCGCUCGCGUCGAUCUGCGCGGUCCUGGAGUUCUCGAGCUGUCCGACGCGGUGGGGCGGCGCCUGGAAGCCCUGGCACGGCAUGGCCAUGCUCGCGGACCCGGACUUCAAAAUAUGCACCUUCCGGCCCACCGGCGACUUCGAGAACCUCGUCGACGUCUGGCGGGGCUUCCACGAACGAGCGCUCGCGGACCUCGCGGCCCGCGGGCUCCCGCCCCUGCCGGACCCGGAGCCCUACUCCCACGCGGCGUAG
Aureococcus anophagefferens is the source of this 2181-nucleotide messenger RNA. RefSeq lists its product as hypothetical. Lineage: Eukaryota; Pelagophyceae; Pelagomonadales; Pelagomonadaceae. The record is from RefSeq and is a predicted model, not a curated record. Gene Ontology annotation, molecular function: glycosyltransferase activity. The coding region runs from base 1 to 2181 and encodes 726 amino acids. The transcript has a single exon.